AUGGUUGGGAAGACUUUAUUUAAGGGUGGGGACUAUUGCAAUAGGCGUAGGGACCACUACAGUGGGAUCUUGCAGUGUGGGAGAGAGAUUGAACUGCACUCUGAAUACAACAAGGAAAAGUGGGAAUUUAUAGCCAAGGAGGUGGGAAUGCAUGGAUGGAAAAUGACUAAGAAGAAACAUGAGGAUGCAGAGCCUAAAUAUCUGAUUGUUGUGCGGCCUGCUCCUCCUCCAAGUCGAAAGAAGUCAUGCUCAGGUAAAGCACGCUCUCGCAAACCUCUCCAGCUGGUGGUUGGCACUCUGACACCAAGCUCCGUAUUCCUAUCCUGGGGUUUCCUCAUUAACCCACACCAUGACUGGACAUUACCAAGUCACUGUCCCAAUGACAGAUACUAUACGAUUCGCUAUAGAGAAAAGGAUAAGGAAAAGAAAUGGGUUUUUCAACUCUGUCCGGCCACUGAGACAAUUGUGGAAAAUCUAAAACCCAACACAGUUUAUGAAUUCGGAGUGAAAGACAAUGGAGAAGGUGGAAUUUGGAGUAAGAUUUUCAAUCACAAGACUGUUGUUGGCAGUAAAAAAGUAAAUGGGAAAAUCCAGAGCACCUAUGACCAAGUCCACACAGUGCCAGCAUAUGUCCCAAGGAAGCUAAUCCCAAUAACCAUCAUCAAACAAGUGAUUCAGAAUGUUACUCACAGGGCUUCAACUAAAUCCCCAGAUAAGACUCCCUUUGGAGGAACAAUAUUAGGCCUUAAUGAAACCACUGUGAAACUUCCUACAUCCAUAAUGCUUGAGAUUUCGGAUGCAAUCAAGACACAGUUAGCUAAGAAUGAAACGUUGGCAUUACCUGCUGAAUCUAAAACACCAGAGGUAGAAAAAUUCCCAGCACAGCCCGUAACAGUGACUGCUGAGUCAGUGCCAAGGACCACGAAACCCACUGUGUCUAGCGCAUUAGAAUUUUCAGAAAAAACACUGGUUCUCAGCGAAAGGACCCCGGAAACCCUGCAAACUAUUCUAAUACCUAGGUUUGAAUUGCCACUGAGCACUCUAGCUCCGAAAAGGCUUCCAGAAUUUCCUCAGGCAAACACACCCUUUCCCUUUGAGAAGCCUGAGGGCACUCUGGCUUCGAGUGAAAAGCCAUGGAUUGUGCCUACAAGUAAAACAUCUGAAGAUUCCAAACUUCUCCCACCUCAAACUGCCACUUACGAUGUUUUCUCAAGCCCUGCGACAUCAGAUGAACCUGAAAUGUCAGAACCCCACACAGCAACAAGUGAUCCAUUUCUGGAUUCUGUCCCACCUAAAACUUCUAGAACUCUUGAACAGCCAAGGGCAACACUGGCUCCAAGUGAAACACCAUUUGUCCCUCAAAAACUGGAAAUCUUUACCAGUCCUGAAAUGCCACCUACAACAUCUGCUGCCCAGCAAACUACAUCUAUCCCUUCUACACCUAAACGACGCAUCAGGCCCAAACCACCAAGAACCAAACCUGAAAGAACCACAAGUCCUGGAACAAUUACACCUAAAAUUCCUAAAAGCCCUGAACCUACAUGGACAACACUGGCUCCCAGUAAAACACAGUUUAUUUCUUUGAAACCUAAAAUUCCUCUCACCCCAGAAGGGACACCCACCAAACCUGCUCCACCAAAGACCAAACGACCAGGUCGUCGCCCCCGCCCUAAAACCACACCUAGUCCAGAUGUGCCCAAGUCCAAACCUGCUCUGGAACCUGCUACGGUACCUCUGGAGCUCUCGGUGCCCACAAUCGCGUCAAAACCAUCCAAAAGACCUAAAACCACACAUAGACCAGAUGCACCUCAAAUCCAGCCUGAUUCAAAACCACCAAAGCAAUUACUUCCUAAACCCCAAACUCCAGCACAACCAGUUACGCCACCAACUAAACCCGUCUUUGAGCCUGUUACAUUUGAGACGGAAGCUCCCUCCCCAACCAUAGUUCCUGCCACAGACCUUGAACCUGUAACUCUGAGAACUGAGAGUCCCAUGACAACGUUGGCUCCAAAAACAUCACAACGACCAAGAACACGCCGUCCACGUCCCAAACAUAAAACCACACCGAGCCCAGCUGCAUCUCAGAGCAAACUAGCUACAACAACAAAGAGACCUCGUCGUCCACGCCCCAAAGCUAAAACCACAUCCCAUCCAGAAGUACCUCAGACCAAACUGGUUCCUACCACAAUCUUUGAACCAGUUAUACUUAGAACGGAGGCUCCAGUGACCACACUAGCUCCCAAAGCGCCUCAGCAAACUCAUCAUCCACAUCCCAAACCUGAAACCACAGGGAGUCCUGAAGCCCUUCAGACUGAACUGGUUCCUGUUACAGACCUUGAACCUGUUACUCUUAGAACUGAGACAUCUGGGACAAUAUUAGCUACUAAAACAUCACAAAGACCCCGUCGUCCACGUCCCAGACCUAAAACCACACCAAGCCUUCAAGUACCUCACACCAAAUCCGUUCCUGCUACAGUUCUUGAACCUGAGACCCCAGGAACAACAUUAGCCUCUGAAACAUCACAACAGACACAUCGUCCACGUCUCAGACCAAAAACCACACCAAGUCUUGAAGCUUCUGAGUCCAAACCAGUUCCUACUGCAGACCUUGAACCUGUUGUGUUCAGAACUGAGACAUGGGUAACAACACAAGCUCCUAAAACAUCAAAACGGACCCGUCGUCCACAUCCCAAACAUAAAACAACACCAACUUCUGAAGCACCUCAAACAAAACUGGUUCCUACUACAGAUCUUGAACCUGGCCCUCUUAGAACUAAAGCUCCAGAAAUCGUGGUUCUUCCUACAGCCCUUGAACCCAUCACUCUUAGAACCAAGGCUCCAGAAACAGCAUUAGCUCCUAAAACAGUACAACGAACCCGUCGUCCACGUCCCAGACCUAAAACCACAUCAAGCCCUGAGGCACCUCAGACCAAACAGGUUCCUGCUACAAGCUUUGAACCUGUUAUUCAUAGUUCUGAGGCUCCAGAAACAACAUUAGCUCCCACUGAACUGCAAACUCUUAUUUUGAAACCAGUGACAUCACCAAUCCUAGAAAUGACACAGAGUCAACCUGUUUCUGAAGUCCUGGAAUCGGUUACAUUAAGCACUGAGUCAUCAAAGGAAGCUCUAGCACCAACUGUAACAGAUUAUCUGUACCCCUCUGCCAAAACACCACUCAGUCCAGAGGAACCAAAGACUGGAGUUGUGGAAUCUAUUACAAAUGUGUCUGAACUACCCGAGACCACGCUAGAGACAUCUCCUCUGCUUUCCCAAACUAUAAUCCCACCCAGCCCAGAUGAGCCUUCGACCGAGCCGGCUCCCAAGCAGACACCGCGUGCUCCUCCCAAACCAAAAACAUCUCCACAUCCGAGAAUCCCACAAACACAGCCAGCCCGCAAGGUGUCCCAGCGUGUUACUUCAAAGCCAAAAACAUCACCAAGUCCAGAAGUAUCAUAUACUCCACCUGUUCCAAGAGAUGUGCUCCUUCCCCCUAAACCAGACCCUGAAGUCUCUCAGAGCGAACCUGUUCUGCAACCUGUUACCUUUAGAAUUGAUCCACCAGAGACAACAAUAGCUCCUUUAGAGACACGAGGCAGCCCUUUCAUACCCAUGAUUUCACCAAGUACUACUAGUGAAGAGGAACUGCAAGCCACUCUGGCAGAAACAGACCAAUCCACCCAAGGAUUCUUCACAACUAGGAUUCCACUAACAACUGAAUUGGCAAAGACAACUCAGGCACCACACAGAUUGUAUACUCCUCCUGUGAGGCCCAGAAUACCAGACAAAGCACACAUCAGACCCAUUCUGAAUAAGACAACUAUAAGACCUAGUAGACUCAAACCCAGUAGGACUCCCAAAGAGAAUGGAAUGGGAACAGGGGUCAAGCAAGCACCAAAGCCAUCAGGUGCUGGUAAAAAUGUGUCAGUGGACUCCACCCACUCUACCAAAAAACCAGCCGCAAUCCCAGGCACUCGCCGCCCACCCUUGCCACCCAGACCUGUGCCCCCACGAAGAAAACCUUUACCACCAAAUAACGUCACCGGCAAGCCAGGAAGCGCAGGAAUCAUUUCAUCAGGCCGAGUAACUUCUCCACCCCUGAGGGCCACACUUAGGCCUACUGAAGCCCCUUCAGAGAGAACAGAGACAGAUGAAAAGCAACCAACAGCUCCUGCCUCAGGAGAAGAUCUUGGUAAUAUAACUGACUUUAGCUCAAGUCCAACGAGAGAAACUGAUCCUCUUGGGAAGCCCAGAUUCAAAGGUCCUCAUGUGCGAUACAUCCAAAAACCUGACAACAGACCCUGCUCCAUCACUGAUUCUGUCAAACGGUUCCCCAAAGAGGAUGCCACCGAGGGGAAUGCCACCAGCCCACCGCAGAACCCACCUACCAACCUCACUGUGGUCACUGUGGAAGGGUGUCCCUCAUUUGUCAUCCUGGACUGGGAUAAGCCACUAAAUGAUACCGUCACUGAAUAUGAAGUUAUAUCCAGAGAAAAUGGGUCAUUCAGUGGGAAGAACAAAUCCAUACAAAUUACAAAUCAAACCUUCUCCACAGUAGAAAAUCUAAAACCAGAUACAAGCUACGAAUUCCAGGUGAAACCCAAAAACCCACUUGGAGAAGGCCCACCCAGCAACACAGUGGCAUUCAAUACUGAAUCAGCGGACCCAAGAGUGAGCGAGCCAAUUUCUGCAGGGAGAGAUGCCAUCUGGACUGAAAGACCCUUUAACUCAGACUCUUACUCAGAAUGUAAGGGCAAACAGUAUGUCAAACGGACGUGGUAUAAAAAAUUUGUAGGGGUGCAGCUGUGCAACUCUCUCCGAUACAAGAUUUAUCUGAGCGACUCCCUCACAGGAAAAUUUUAUAACAUAGGCGAUCAGAGAGGCCAUGGAGAAGACCACUGCCAGUUUGUGGACUCGUUUUUAGAUGGACGCACAGGACAGCAACUCAGUUCUGACCAGUUACCCACCAAAGAAGGCUAUUUCAGAGCAGUUCGUCAGGAACCUGUCCAAUUUGGAGAAAUAGGUGGUCACACCCAAAUCAAUUAUGUCCAGUGGUAUGAAUGUGGGACCACAAUUCCUGGAAAAUGGUAGAUGCUGCAAUCAGGAUCAAAAGUGCCUUCUGUUUAUCAUGGCAAAAAAAAUAAUUGGAAACACUAUAGUAUUUGUCACAUUCAUUUAAAGCUAUUAUGUUUACUAUGUAUUAAAGUUUAAUAGCCAUAGUAGAUGUUUAUUAGAAAUGUUGCUGAGAAUAUUUAUCAGGUUUUACAAAAUCAUUUUAAGAAAACAAGAUAUUGACAUUAACAGGAUAACAUUUUUAGGGAAGCUGGCUCCCUAUCCAUGGUAUUUUAAGAGAUCAUUUGUAUAUUAUUUAUCACUCUGUUGUAAUGAUGUUUUGAGAUACUUUUAUAACAAAUUUAACAUCAAAAACUAAUAUACUUUAAAAAAAAUAUUUACUUUUAUUAAAGUGUAUUCUUCUUACUGAUGAGUUAAUUCCAUAAAUCUCAACUUGGUUUAACUUAUUAGAUCAAAUUAUCUGAGCAUUUGUAUCUGGGGGAAAAAAGGUCCUAAUAAAUAUUCAUGUUUAUUUAAACUUCAAAUUUUUAGCCAUAGCUAAAUAGCUUUUCUGAAGCAUUUCAAUAGUUAACCAUUCAUGCCGAUAUACAUUUCCUUAAAUCUCUGCAAAUUACUGAAAACUGUUUGAAUCAUUAAAUUUGAUUUUAGCUGCAAACUGAAUAGAAUAUCUGAUCUACUCAAUUUCAAAAUACACAUUUUGUUCUUUCUCUACCCGUAAAUAUGUUACAAUGUCUGAAUGUACUUUGUCAAACCAUCCCUUUAAGCAGGGAUUUGUCUUCAUACUGUUGUUAAUAGAAUUCUAAUGAAGCUGUACGUAGAGACUGAAUGUGAAGCCUGAGCACAAAAGUAAUGCAUGACAUCCCUACCACUUUACAGGUUAUGUACUCUGUUUUUAGACCUCUAGGAAUGAAUGUAUCAGAGAAUGUUUUCGUAAUUUUGUCUAACUCAACCUGUAAUGAAAAUCUCAUUUAUUUUUAAAAAGAGUCCUUCAUUUGCGGAGGGACAUGGGAAUGGUGCAUUGUUGCCCUCUUUCUGAAAGGACCUUGCCUCUGCUUCAACAUGCUUCAAGUUUAUCGAUGCUACAUUUUGUAUUUUUCAAGUAUAAACUCUGCAAUAAAGAGAUGUAGUUUUUUUAA
Molecule: messenger RNA, 6206 nt
Organism: Leptonychotes weddellii (Weddell seal)
Lineage: Eukaryota; Metazoa; Chordata; Mammalia; Carnivora; Phocidae
Source: RefSeq, a predicted model, not a curated record